Molecule: messenger RNA, 4383 nt
Organism: Uranotaenia lowii
Lineage: Eukaryota; Metazoa; Arthropoda; Insecta; Diptera; Culicidae
Product: protein unc-13 homolog 4B-like
Exons: 11
Coding region: 707-4258 (1183 amino acids)
Source: RefSeq, a predicted model, not a curated record
CCGGCUCACUUGGAUGGAUUUAGUCGUGUCACGGACUACUGAGAGAGCAGAUUGGACGUACGCGCGCGCCUUUCGUCUACAGAUGAUUGGAGCGUCCUUCUAGCUGUGUCCUCCUAACAGUUCUUUGUUAGUUUUGUCGUGGUCCGGCGGAACGAGAUUGCCGAUGCGUGGUGCUCGUUAUCUGGUCUUUAGUGGUGCAGGAUAGCAGUUCGUGUUUUGGAAAAAAAAUACUGAAGAGAAUGGUGUCUAUCUUUCAAAUUUAAAGGAAAAGAGACAGUGAUAUUUUAUCAUCAUGCAGAAGUUCUAAUGUAUUUAGAUCGACGAAAAAUUCAAAGUUCGUUCAAUCUAUAUUCAAGCAAGAAAAAUCUUCAAUCGCUUAACGGAGCUCGAAAAUAGCUUGUCUAGGUGCAGUGAAUGGCACGGCACAGUGAAAGUGAAGCAAAAAGUGACAUAUCCAUUUAACCGAAAGAAGUCUUGAUUUGAUUUCGGCCAGGUUACGUGAUCGUCCCCACGAGUGCAGUUAAAAUAGAAACCAAUUGCCCAGUCUUUUAGGAUUUUCCUGAAAGGAUACAACACGGCCUUGUUGUGUUCUGGGUGCAUAGACGGUCGAAACCGUCGUCUGUUGCAUAAACCCGUUUGUCCUUCAUCAAACGCAAAAUAACAGGUUGACAUUCUAGACGCGAGCUGAUUCCGUUAUAUUUAUAAUAUGCGAUCGAAAAUGGCCCAGCAAAUCAACACGAAUAAUAAUGGUGGACAACACCACAGCAACAAUUUGAGCACCUUCAUUGACCACAAAAUCGAGGCUCUGCAGGCCAAAUGGAACAAGACGAAGCCGGAAAUGAAGAACAGAACCUUGGAAAAGGAAGCAUUCUUCGAGAAGUUCGGAACGCUGCUCAAACAGCAGAGCAGUCAAUUUUUGCUGCAAACCAAGCGCGAAGUAGCGCCCCAUGAUGAAUCGUCCAGUGAUACCCAGGAGCUGUUCGGAGCAGCCACGACGGCAGCGACAGCGGUAGCAAUUGGUCACUCUCAGAUCAAGUUCAGCAACAAAGGGACGACGAUCAAUCCACCUGCAGGUGCAAGUGUCAACGCCAAUGGGAUGGCCCACGCAGCAGGAACAGCAGCAGCGGGGACAAAAGAUGCAACCAGUGAUACAGAAGCAUUCGAAGACCUCUACGAAAAGGUCCUGAUGGAAAUAAUCAACGGCAACUUUGGCAAACAGGACAUUUCAGAGAAAACGUUGUUCACUUACGCCCAAGAGGUGUUCAAAGUAAAUGAAAAAACUCACGAUGAAAUACUGAAACGCGCCCGAUUUAAACCAACGUCGGAGGUCUAUCUUAAGGUGGAACUGAUUGAAGCUAAGCUCAACGAGCGUCCUAAUAUGAGUGCUGCUUUCAAUCCGUUUGUCGUGAUGUACCUGCAAAGCGGAUUACCUGAUCGAUUACGUAGUUCGAUUCGGGAGGCAACCACUAAUCCUGUGUGGAAGGAGUGCUUUUCACUGCCAGCGAGCGACGGAAGCCGAGAAAAUUUGAUCCUUGAAAUCUUUCAUCAUGAUUGUAAGAUGACCAAGGUUAAAAAGACCAUCCGAAUGUGCCAAAAGCAUGCUCUCAGUUGUGUUAGGCCAAGAUCUUCGUUUCAGAAAUUGAUCGGACGAACCAGCAUCCCAAUAGAAUCAAUCAGUUCCUCCGGCUUGGUCAUGUGGUACACCCUGAACAAAAAGAAACGAACAGAGCCCCAAGGCACGGUCAAACUAAAAUUUCAUUUCAGCUCAGCUCAGAACAAAGCCAACGCCUUACGCGAACAUGAGGCGCUGACCAAAAUGUUUCUCGAGUAUGAACUUAACAGUUCCAGUGUGGCGAGGUACUGGUGGGCCGGCAAGUUUACCACAGCGGGCGACGCUAUCCUGAAGCAGCACGCAAUUUGCGCAGAUCUAACCGAAUGCGAGAAAGUACUUACCUACUGGAACGUCUACACGACGGUGCACGUGACUUAUCCGAUUGCGUUCGGGCUGUUUGAGAAUUUGUUGGAAAAAGUGUGCUCAUUCAUCAAAACCGGAUCACUCAGCACAGAAGGAGAGGACAUCAAACGGUUCUGGGCGGGUGCAAGAUCAUUGUUGCCAUCCUGUUACGCUGUGAUAAUUAAGCUUAGAAAACGCAUUGCUGGUGACAAAGAUAUCGUCAAGACUGUGAUCUCCGUUCUGCACAUUUUGGCCAAAGUGGACAGUAUCAGAACAUCGUGUGAUGGGCCACUUUUCCAACCAGAGAAAUACGAACAUUUCAAGCACAAGCUCGAACAGAAUCCGGAAAUUUCAAUACGAGAUGUGACGCUAAUGGCAGUACGGACGGGCGCAAAAACAUGGUUCGACCAAGCAGUUACAAGUUCCACCAAGGCGAAUUUUUCGGAUGAAGAAAAAUUACAAAACUUUAUCCAGCUCAUACAACUACUGCAAAGUGAUAUCACCCGGGCCAAAACCUAUUACGAUGGAUCGUUCAAAAGCAUCACGGAUAUCGAAUAUACCAGGGAAGUUUGCAAACAACACGAAUGCAGCAUUGUGUGCCAUAUAAAACCAUCGGUCGAGAAAAUUUGCAAGACUUUCAAAAAGUUAACCAUUCGUUUGGAUCAACACAACCGAGUCGGGGAAAUGGAUGCACUGGACAUGAGUUCAUCGCUUUUCGAGCUGUACAUUGUGGUUAAGCUGUUUAUAGCGGAAACUGACAAGGAGCUGAAACAGGCUCACAAUGCGGACAUUGUUAACUUUCACGUCUGGUUCGUUGGCGGAAUAUCAUACUGGUGUGAUGUAUUCGCGCUGAAGGCGUUAGCCCGUUUAAGCCAGGCCAUCGAUGUGGACGAACUCCAACCCGAGCUCGGAAUUGCACCGAGGCAGUCUUCCUCGGCGGCAGAAUUUUUGAAUAUAGUCCGCCAGAUCAAAACAUUUUGGGAGCAGCUCGCAUGGCCGGACCCUCAGGAAUUGAAUCGAUUUUUAAAGCGAAGCAUUGGGGAUAUCUGUAGCUGCUGUAUUUACUAUGCCGAUCGAAUAUCAUUGAAACUGAAACAACAGCCCGCAGAUAGUAAAAAACAACCCGACAUGUCGACGGCAUUGGAACUCAUCCGGAAGUGCAUCCUCGUUAACUCAAACCUUUCGAUCUUGAUUGAUACGCUUAUCGGGCUCCCCAAGGCUCUGGGCUAUUCCCUGCUUGAUGCAAACGCCAACGAAUCACCGGAUCAAAUGCUGCCGAUUUCUGGACUCAGCAGCUGGAAAACUAAAACUCUUAAGCUCAUGAUCGAUCACUGUAUGUCGAUCAUCAAAAGUAGCAUGGUCGAUUCACUGGGAAAAUUCGACCAGAUAAAGGACAACGUUAAUAAUUUUGCAACUCAGACUUCAACCUUGAUCCAGAAGGAUAUCAGUGGUGAAGACCAACAAUUUGUUAUGUGUGAAUUGUGGAAACAUCUCACGUUAGAAUUUAGCAACAUGAUUAAGAUGUGCAUUGAGAAAAAAACAUCUAUAGCAUCGUUUGCCAACUUGAAAGACUUUUAUAUAAUUAUAGCUCAAGCUUAUCUUCCGGAACUAAAAGAUGGCCAGGAAGAUUUACUGUUUGCUGAUAAGUUGCAUAACAUCGAAAAAAAUCUCACUCUUCACAGCAGCAGCACUAGAGAUCUAAUCCAUCAAUAUUACCUGGCAUGUUUGGAGGCUCAGAACCGCAUCGACGAACCCGAGAGGGGCGUUUUGAGCGUACGGUGCUACUACAGAAACGAUGCCCUCGAAAUACAGGUCAUCGCAGCUGAGAACAUAAAACUUCCACUCGAUUUCAAAGGAAGCUGUGAUUCGUACGUGAAAAUUAAUCUAGUCCCCGGGUAUCGCUUCUCAAACGUACAAAUGCCGAAAACUCGCACUAAAUCGAAGAAUCACUCACCCACUUACAAUGAAAAGUUCACGCUCAAAAUAUCUCAGGAACAAAGAGAUAUACCCGAUGCGUUAUUGGUGUUCAAUGUCAAGGUAUCGGAACUGCUUGGGAUCAGCCAGAGACAUGUAGGCGAAUGCUUCCUGCGGCUAGAUGACAUUCCCGUAUCCGGAUCGGACCGAGAUCUUCAAAGUGUCGAUGUUCAACAUCUCUUCCUCGGUUUGCCCGAAAAUAUAGAGUCUGAUUGCAUCCCUGUCCUGGAGUAUCGCCAAAACGAUAAAGAAGCAGUUCAAUUUUUUAAAAAAUUGAAACAAAAACUUGGAAAAGCAGCCUAUACCGGUAGUGUCAUUAGCAUUUUCUGAACCACAGAAAUUCAGGAAUAAAAAAUAACUGUGCAUUUACGAACAACGAUUUAUGUAGAUAUAGGUAAGGUAAUGGUCGUUCUCUUAGUUACCACGUGAAAUUAAUAAACCAUUUUUUGUAAUAA